AAACCCUACAAAUUUUUUUUGUUUUUGAAAGCAAUCAAACCCUACAAUUUAAAACUCAUAAUUGGAUGCACAAUAGAUUCAUUGGAUUUCUCCACUGAAUCCAAUCCAUUACCAAAUAUUUCAAUUAUUGUCCAACUAACCUGUCACAAACCUCAUGUCAGCUCCAUCGACUCGCAGGCUCAGGGAUCGUAACGGCGCCGGAGCCAAAACCGCCGCAGUUCAAAAAUACACGAAAACCCUCACCCCAAUUUCGACUUCGGAACUAAACCCCAGUUCCGCCCUAAAAAAAUCACUCUCCGUUAAAGAGAAUCUCAGGCUCAAUUCACGGGCCCAGAAGCCCACGGUCGGGUCAGUGCCGCGUGUCGACAAAGCUGCCGCCGUUGUUGUUCCGGGGACUGACGGCAGUGAAGGGCGCGCACGGUGGUCUACGUCAUCGGUGGCGAGAGGUAGGAGUUCAAGCCCUUCUGAGUUCAUUAGGGUUUUUAGAGAUUCUAGGAUUUCAAAGGGAGACAGUGACAGUCGUGUGGUGUUGAGUGCAAGGAAAAAGACUGGGACUAGAGGCUUUAUAGAUUCUAAAGAAAAUAGAGGAUUUGGUGUGGAAUUUGAGAAGAGUGGAUUUUGUGAACGAAAUGAUGCAAAAGGAGAAGAAAAUGAAUAUAAUUCAAGUGGGUGUAGGUCUUUGAGUGGUAAUUAUAAAAAAAGGGCCAAUUUAAGCUCUAGCGUGAUAAAAGGUAGUGAGGUUGAUGAUGUUUCGGGUUCAAAUGUAGAGUCAAAAUUCCCGAAAGGUGUUAAAAUAGAUAAGUUAUGCGUACAUAAGUCUCGAUCUGAUAAAUUUGACUCUGAAAAAGAGUCUAAUGAGAGAAAUGGUAGUAAAGCUAGAGUUUUGGAGAAUUCUAAGGAGAAGGAUUUGAUUGAAGAGAGUACUGGUAGCAAGCCUGGCGUUAAAUAUCCUAGCAAGCUUCAUGAGAAGCUUGCAUUUUUGGAAGGGAAAGUGAAGAGAAUUGCAUCUGACAUUAAGAGAACAAAGGAGAUGUUGGAUAUGAAUAAUCCAGAUGCAUCCAAGGUGAUUCUUUCAGAUAUUCAGAGCAAGAUUUCUGGGAUUGAGAAGGCAAUUGAACAUGUUGGAGGUGAUUCGUCCAAAAAUGUUGGCAAUGAAGGUGGAGAGAAUGAGGUCCCUGGGAAUAGUAAAAAUGAGAAAGCAGAUCAGGCGAAGGGUUCAGUUAAGGGAUUGAGCAAUGAGGAACUUGAAGCAAGACUUUUUCCUCAUCAUAAGGUGCUUAGAAAUAGAGCAUUAAUGAAGGAAUCAUCUGGAAGUUCUGAGAUUUCCAAGGGGUCUAAUUUCCCUGACUCAAUUUGUGAGUCAGAGAUCAAAGAGAAGUUGUUGAGCCCUAUUGAAGAAAAUCCAAUAGCAGUAGAAUUUUUGUCUUCCCUUAAUAAGGAGGAUACAAAAGUAACUCUGAGAGAUACAAAGGCUGGCAUUGAAUCUUGUGAUGUUAAAGAAACUAGUGGUACUGGAGCUUCAGGAAAACAAGAUUCAUUGAACUCUUCCCAUGCCAAGUGUAGUGAGGAGCUUGAUCUUACAACUGAUGAGACAAUUGAUGAGUUUGAUGACCAGGAAAAUAGAAAAGCAGUUGUAAUUGGUGAGGAGACUGAAGAUAAUUCUGUCUAUCAAGUAAACCAAAUAAGCCUCAAAAGUUCAACAGGAGGAUGGUUUGUGUCAGAGGGAGAGUCUGUUCUUCUUGCUCAUGAUGAUGGAUCAUGCUCCUUUUAUGAUAUUGCUAAUUGUGAGGAAAAAUCUGUUUACAAGCCCCCAGAUGGAGUCUCACCUAAUAUGUGGAGAGAUUGUUGGAUAAUCCGUGCACCCGGUGCUGAUGGAUGCUCGGGGAGGUAUGUUGUGGCUGCAUCUGCUGGGAAUACUCUUGAUUCUGGAUUUUGUUCAUGGGAUUUCUAUACCAAACACGUGCGAGCUUCUUACAUAGAGCAUGGAGAAACAAACACUUCAAGAACAAUAUUAGGUCAGAUUCCCAGUAAUACUACAUACAGGAGAAAUGCUUUGUCUUGCAUAUCAUUGCCAGAAACUCGACAGUGGUGGUAUCGGCCAUGUGGGCCUCUUAUCAUAUCUACUGCCAGCACUCAAAAGGUUGUGAAGAUAUUUGAUAUACGUGAUGGAGAGCAAAUAAUGAAAUGGGAGGUGCAGAAGCCUGCUUUAGCAAUGGAAAGUUCAAGUCCUUUGCAGUGGAGAAACAGAGGAAAAGUAGUAGUAGCUGAAACAGAAUCAAUUUCUUUGUGGGAUGUCAACUCUCUUAACCAACAAUCAUUGUUAUCAAUUUCUUUGUCUGGUCAAAAAAUUUCUGCUCUUCAUGUGAUUAACACUGAUGCUGAAUUAGGUGGUGGGGUUCGGCAAAGAGUAACGUCAGCCGAAGCUGAAGGAAAUGAUGGUGUAUUCUGCACCUCGGAUGCUGUUAAUGUCUUAGACUUUCGUCAUCCAUCUGGCAUAGGUCUUAAAAUACCUACAGUUGGUGUUAGUGUGCAGUCAAUCUUUACUCGCAGAGACUCUAUCUACAUUGGCUGUACUAAUAUGAAGUCUGCAGGGAGGAAAGAAGCUUGUUCACAGGUGCAACAGUUCUCAUUGCGCAAACAAAAGAUAGUCAGCACAUACUCUAUGCCAGAAUCUAAUGCUCACUCGCAUUACUCUGGCAUAACACAGGUUUGGGGAAAUUCUGAGUUGGUUAUGUGUGUUUGUGGGCUGGGGCUGUUUGUGUUUGAUGCCUUGAAGGAUGACAUCAUGCAGUCUUGUGCUGUUGAUUAUGGUAGUACGGAAAAGGUAAAAGAGGUUAUUGGUCCAGAUGACAUGUAUUCCCCUUCUUUUGACUACUUGGCAUCUCGUGUCCUCCUAAUAUCAAGAGAUCGUCCAGCGCUGUGGAGGCACUUACCAUAGGCCUAUGUAAUAUAUCAAUCCAUAUAAGCCUGGUGCUGCUGGUGUAAUUUGUUGUUAACAAUGUGCUUCUGUUUAUGUAUAAUAUAUGUUAUGUAAGAUUAAAAACAUAUACUAUUUAUUGAGGCAAAGCUUAUUGAAAUAUAGGAUGAUCUUGAAAGGCCACCUGUUUAUUUUA
Messenger RNA from Manihot esculenta (cassava), 3113 nucleotides. Its product is annotated as KIN14B-interacting protein At4g14310. The record is from RefSeq and is a predicted model, not a curated record. The transcript has 3 exons. Lineage: Eukaryota; Viridiplantae; Streptophyta; Magnoliopsida; Malpighiales; Euphorbiaceae. Gene Ontology annotation, molecular function: protein binding. The coding region runs from base 155 to 2938 and encodes 927 amino acids.